Cooperia oncophora is the source of this 300-nucleotide messenger RNA. Lineage: Eukaryota; Metazoa; Nematoda; Chromadorea; Rhabditida; Trichostrongylidae. The record is from the annotation of a GenBank genome assembly.
AUGGUGGACUCGUACCUCACAUUCGAACCCUCAUUCUGGGAAUUACAAGACAACACACUCUUCGAAUCCACUGAUAAAGUUGUUGUACUCGGCAAAGAGUUCAAUAAAAGAGCAGGGCUUGAACCGCUGAAGAAGUAUGUCACGUCGCGAUUUUGGUUCACAUAUAGGAGGAACUUCGCACCCAUAGGUGAGUUAUCUCUCGGCAAGAGCCAAAGUUCGUUACAUUUCUUGACCCUUCUUAACAUAGUGAUUAAUGAAAUUUUUUUGGAGUGUCCAGGGCACGUCAUCGGCAUGAAUUAA